AUGGAUGUGAAUGUGAAUCCGGAUCUUAUUACUGAAGUAUGGCGGUGUGUAAGGACGAGAACUGUAUUUGACGAUGAAUGCAUAAAUGUCGAUGCGAAGUUAAUAAAGGAGUUAUUUUCUGUGUUGGAAGAAUUGAAUCGGCUAACGAAACAUGAUGAUCCUAAUUCUGUAUUGGAGCGUAGCGAUUUUUCCGAUUUGAAUAAGCAACAUAUGUUACGCUUGUGGCAUGCAAAACCGGAUAACGAUAUGAAAUGGGGUAUUGAUGUGGUUGUGGCUAAUUCGAACAUUCGAAAGAGCCUUUAUCCGAAGGUUUGGUUGAUUGUUGAUGGAGAGGAGAUUGAAAUGAAUCUGGAAGUUUUUGCUAAAUUAAGAUUUGAGGUCUCGCGAGCACUGAACCGGAUUGAUCACUACGCAUAA
Brugia malayi is the source of this 417-nucleotide messenger RNA. RefSeq lists its product as uncharacterized. The record is from RefSeq and is a predicted model, not a curated record. Lineage: Eukaryota; Metazoa; Nematoda; Chromadorea; Rhabditida; Onchocercidae. The transcript is spliced from 4 exons. The coding region runs from base 1 to 417 and encodes 138 amino acids.